AUGCUCCAAGAAUAACCUAUAUAGGAAUAAGAUCCAAAUAAAUGUAUUCUUAAAGAAACUGCUGAAUUUUAAUAAUUCAACCCUUUAGGAUUUUCAUUAUUUUUAGAAGCCAAUUGUUAGUAAGAAGUAAUUGCCAAGUAACUUUUUGCUCAAAUUUUGAAAAUGAUUGAAGAUAAAUUGUUAGAAUUAGAAUAAAGAUUAGACAAUAGAGAAGAAAUCAAACAGAUAAAUACUCAAUUAAUCCAAUUCAAACCGCCAGACUAAUAGUAUACCUAAAAAUAAAAUGAUGAUACAUAAUCCGAGUAAAUCAAAUAAAGUAUCAAAGUUCUUUAUCUAGGAAAAUUCAGUCAAUAAUCUGAUAUAGACAUUUAUUCUCCUGAAGCAGUGCAACAGUAAGAUACACAAUAGAUAAAAUCACAAAAACCUUUAAGAUCUCGCUCUUAAAUUGGUAGGACUAAUACUGAAUUAAUGAGAUCUGAAUCUAAGACUAAAUCUAAUGAAGAAGGAUUAUUGUAGAAAAUUGAAUAAUUUGAUAAAAAGUUAAAAGUAUUGACAGAACAAGUGAGCAAAAUGUCAUAAAAAGAAACUUAGUUUUCAAAAAAAAUUGAAUAAUAAAUAAAUGUUCAACUAAAAGAUAGUUAAGACAGGCUAGUUUAAAAUGAAAAGUUAUUUAAGCAAGUGCAUUCGACUAAUUAAGAGAUAACUGAAAAUUAAAGAGGGUUUUUAUCUCAUUUAUAAUAAGUGCGUUAGGAAAUUAAGUAAAUGUACAAUUUUAGAAAAUAGCUAUUUUUCUUAAGAAUUAACUCGAAUUAGCGAUGAGAAUAAAAUAACUGUUAUGCAAUAAGAGUAAAAUUAUUUGGAGCUAUAGAAAUAAAUUGGGGAAUAAAAAAAUGAAUUAAUUUUACAAAAAUCAUUUUUAGAAUCUAUUGAUAAUGAUUUUUUGAUGAUCUUAAAGAAAUUUAAGGAUUUGUAGAAUGACCUUGCUAAAAAAAAAUUCAAUUCUAGUUAGUUAUAAAAGAGGCUUCUUUAAUGA
Paramecium octaurelia is the source of this 1033-nucleotide messenger RNA. Lineage: Eukaryota; Ciliophora; Oligohymenophorea; Peniculida; Parameciidae. The record is from the annotation of a GenBank genome assembly.